Molecule: messenger RNA, 3582 nt
Organism: Drepanopeziza brunnea f. sp. 'multigermtubi' MB_m1
Lineage: Eukaryota; Fungi; Ascomycota; Leotiomycetes; Helotiales; Drepanopezizaceae
Biological process (GO): siRNA processing
Cellular component (GO): nuclear RNA-directed RNA polymerase complex
Molecular function (GO): RNA-directed RNA polymerase activity
Source: RefSeq, a predicted model, not a curated record
AUGGAGAUAUUCAUCCGAGACGUCCCUGGGCAAGUUACCGAGAAUGGGAUGAGGAGGCAGCUCCAGCCUUACAUUGACAAGCUCUCGAUCAAGACCUACCAUUGUCGAAAGCAGAUUCAAAAAAGAUUUGCUACAGUGACUUUCUUGCAUGUGCAGGAGGGACAAAGCUUUCUUAAGGCAUACGGCGGCCAGUUCAAGGCGCCAAACUUCUCGGGCGAGCAGCAACAACUCAGGAUACUCGGUACUCCAGUCUAUUGCACUAUCAGCGCGAAAAAAGUUAAUCAGCUGUUGUUGAAAAGCUUGGCUAAGGAAGAGAAAGAUCGGUUGACCCUAGAUGAGAAGCCAGCUACGAAAGCGAGGACUAUCUCGGGGACGACAAGAUCGUUCUCUUUCUCGUCCGUAUCGUGCGGUGUCUGGGGCUACGAAGGAUCGAAGCUUUGCUUCAUUCCAUAUUUCAGUCACAACCACCAUGGCGAGGGGGUCGCAAAAUUUGGGACCCGAAGUGUUGUCCUCACCCUUGAAUCUGGUGAGCGGCUCGACUUCUUGUACGCAAGCACAAAGAGCAUUACGACGGAGAAUGUGCCCAAGCCUUCAAUCACCUUUACUCUCUGGGAGGCACCGAGGAUUUAUCAGUCAACUUCAAAUGACCCCAUACCACAACUUGUCGCAAAAAUGGGGCAAAUGAGCUUCGGUGCACCGAAGAGUAACCAAAGAUCCAGAGUCUCGGCUCUUGGAAAGGCGCACGUUCAGACUGUGAUCAGCUGUUUCGUAUACCGAAUUGCACUUACUGCAGAGCCCGAAGAACUCCGGAAGCCUCUCCUGAAUUUACAGAGAGCGCCUGGCAUACCUCCUAUCAUCCACCAGCAAGUGGAAGUCCAUCCUCCCGAAACGUCUUUCUCUGUUCAGCUGAAGAGGCUAGAUGAAAUUCUUAGCGACACUCGAAAUAUCCCGUGGAUCCUGGCUUUUCAACUUCGAGGGCUCGUCAUGAACGGAGUCUUGACCCCAGAACAAACAAGACAGCUUAUACCUGAAGUACUGGCGAUAAUGAGGCGAAACGGUGUCACCAUUGCAGUCGCAGCUGUUCGAAAACUCGGCACCCAAAUCCCGUUUCCCGGUUUGGAGACGCAGGCUUAUCAAUUCGACACUGCAAGAUUCCAGAUGCAAUUGCAGUUCAACGCAGAUCGGGCGAAGAAGGAAGAGCUGAAGGCUCUCGUCGAUGGAAGUAUCUCGAAAUCGGAAAACCAUGCCAUGAUCCACCGCGUGACGAUAACUCCAUCGGGUUUCUAUCUCGGAGGCCCGGAAUACGAACCCAUGAAUCGAGUGCUAAGACAGUACCCAAAGCAUCACGAUUCUUUCAUCCGAGUAAGCUUCGCGGAUGAGGAUGGCGAGCCUAUCAGGUUCAAUCCAAAAGUCUCCAACGAGAAAAUUUUCCAAGACAGGUUUGGAACGUUCCUGUCAACCGGGUUCCACGUUGCAGGUCGCAAAUUCGAUUUCCUUGGAUUCUCUCACUCCUCUUUGAGAGCGCAGUCUUGCUGGUUUAUGUCGCCAUUUGCUCACAACGGCAGUCUCAUGUACGAUCGCGUACUUAUUCAACAGCUCGGCGACUUUACGAAGAUUCGAUGCCCGGCAAAGUGCGCCGCGCGAAUCGGCCAGGCCUUUUCCGAAACCCCAAUCGCCGUCCCCUUAGAGCCUGGUCUGGUUCAGCUACUGCCGGACGUCGAGCGCGGAUCCAGAGUCUUUAGCGAUGGAUGUGGUAAAAUCUCGCGAUCGAUCAUGCACAGGAUCUGGGCCGUACUUCCGGACAUGAGAAAACACCAGCCAACAUGCUUUCAAAUUCGAUACCAAGGUGCUAAGGGUAUGCUAUCGCUAGAUGACACGCUCGAAGGAGAUCAGGUUCUCAUGCGUCCAUCAAUGAUCAAGUUCGACGGGUCCCCCUCCUUUGACCUAGAACUCUGCAAUGCAUCAUAUAAGUCUUUGCCCAUGUACCUGAAUCGCCAACUUAUCAAGAUCAUGGAGGACAUAGGCGUUCCCGACCAAUGGUUCCUAGAUCUCCAAUCACAGGAAAUCGAGCGUCUCCGAAAGGCAACCACCAGCGCGUCAAAUGCCGCGAAAUUCUUGAGCUCGCACUCCAUCGGAGACCGAGUCCAUCUAUCAUGGCUGAUUCGCAAGCUAGCUCAGAUGAGCAUCGAGUUCCGCACUGAUCGAUUCCUGUGCGAUGUCCUCGAGUUAUCCGUCAUGCUAGAAGUCAAAACCUUGAAGCAUCGCGCACGAUACCCCGUGCCGGAGGGACUGACGCUAUACGGCAUCAUGGACGAGACCGGGAUCCUGGAGGAAGGUGAAAUCUACUGUACCUACCAGAGCCAGAAAGGGAAAAGAAUGGUAGUCAUCCAGGACAGAGUCCUGGUCACUCGCUCUCCUGCUCUUCAUCCCGGGGACGUGCAGCCUGUAAAAGCCGUCAACGUUCCGCGCGAUUCUCCCCUCUCGAAACUCCGUAACUGCAUCUGCUUCAGCCAGAAAGGCGACCGUGAUCUCCCCAGCAUGCUAAGUGGUGGAGACUUGGAUGGCGAUCUGUACAACAUCAUUUGGGAUCCUGGAUGCCAGAUUCGUUUCAAGAGCUUUCCGGCUGAUUAUCCCAGGCAGGAUCCCAUUGACAUUGGGAGACAGGUUUCGAGAGAAGACAUGACUAAAUUCUUUGUACAGUUUAUGGAGACGGAUCAGUUGGGAAGGAUCGCGAUGAGUCACCAGAUUCUGGCGGAUCAAAAAGAUAUGGGCACGUUUGAUGAGGACUGCAGGAUACUUGCGGAGAUGCAUUCUACUGCUGUCGACUUUUCCAAGACUGGGGUUCCGGUCGAUAUGAAGAAGAUGCCUAAGUUUACACCUAUCCGACCGGACUUCAUGUCGAUGGGAAACCACGUCCGGAUGGAGAAGAAAGAAGGGCUGCUACUCGAGGCCACUACUCUCUCAACCCAAGAUGACAACAACGACGACGACGACUUCCCUGCCUACCGAUACUACGAAAGCGACAGGAUUCUCGGAAAGCUCUACCGCGCAAUCGACGAGCACGAGGUCUUUAGCGAGAUCAAGAAAUACCGCAUGCUAUCAAGAAAGACGCCCUCCGUGCUCGACAGGGUAUGGGUCCACGUCCACAAGAAGUGCUGGAAUCUGCAAUGGGCGCAGCACGUACUCUGGGCGCAGGAGAUCCGCGAGAUGUACGAAGACAACCUCCGCAACAUAAUGUCAAGCUACAGCGAGCACCCGUCCCGGCCCAUCUCGGAACUCGAGGCCUUCAUCGGCAACAUCCUGAGCGUCACUGGCACCCAGUCCAAGAAACAGCGCGACCUGUCCGUUACCAUGAAAGAGGCGUUCGAUCGCGACGCUGGGUUCGUCGUGGACUGCAUCAUCUACGACGAGGAAGGGGAGUAUGCUGAGAAUGCACUGGAGAAGAGCAUGGCGUGUCUGUCGGUAUGUUUGGGUCAGGGGAGCGCGUUUGUACGUGCUGGGCGAGACAGUGAGGUGCUGGUUAGCUUUGGGUAUCUUGCUGCCGCUGUUUGUUUGAGGGAGAUGGAGUGCUAUUUUACGUGA